Messenger RNA from Capsicum annuum, 3490 nucleotides. RefSeq lists its product as uncharacterized. The record is from RefSeq and is a predicted model, not a curated record. The coding region runs from base 2727 to 3194 and encodes 155 amino acids. The transcript is spliced from 3 exons. NCBI's taxonomy places the organism in Eukaryota, Viridiplantae, Streptophyta, Magnoliopsida, Solanales, Solanaceae.
AACAGCAACAUACCAGUGUAUUCCGACAAAGUGGGAUCUAGGGAGGGUAGAAUGUAUGCAGUCCAUACCGCUACCUCCGAAGAUGUAGAGAGGUUGUUUUCGAUAGACCCCGACUCAAGAUUAUGAAAAAAUCAAAUAAAAAUAUAUAAAAUUUUAUCGUAUAAAUUUGAAGUGUUGUAUUAACAUUUGAAUUUAGAUAACCCCUACUUGUUUCUAAGCACGAAAUCCAAGCUCAACAGGAGGUUGUUUGGAAGCUCAACAAUUGUCUAAGCAAUUGAAUGCCUAACCUGAGCCAAAUUAACUCAUUCUUCCGUUCUUAAAUUUAAAUCAUCAUACUUACGUAUCAAACUGCCUAAAAAAUAUUAGGCCAAAAAGUUUUCAACAAAUAGCUCUUUUUUUGGUUUCUUAUUUAGUGUCCAGUAUUCGCUUUGGGCCCUGUAUUUUUGUGGGGAAGAUCCAAUUUGGAUGUAAAACGUUAUAUAUCAAAGGAUUUCAUACCUAAAACUUGAACUUGAGAUGACUUUUGCUUAAGCACGAUAGAGUACUGAACACUCCACCACAAACAGUUGUGGUGCAAAACUAGGUGCAUAUGUCAUACACGUCUAACUUGAGAAUUUUUUGAUUCCUACCCACUUUCAAAACUUAUUUUGAUUCAUAGACACCAAGUUUCUUUUUGAUUUAUUUUUUAGGGUUAGGUUUUGAAAAAGGUAAAAAGUGGGUCAGAGUUGUGAGGUCAUAGGUUCCUUUAACAUUUUUAAAACUUGGGAAAAAAAUGCAAUUUUUUAAAAACUACCACAUGGUCCCUUUUAUAUUUUUCCAUUUUCAAAAUAUUUACAUUAAAAUCAUUUAAUAUUUUUAACUACACAUUUCUCUCUCCUCAAAACCUUCCUUCCCCCGUUUUGGUUCCUAUUUUUUCGAACAAAACUAUUCGGUUGAUUCUUGCUUCCUCAGGCAAAAUUUUUGAAUUUCUCUUGCUUGGGUAAAUGUAAUUUUCUUCCCCAACCAGUUCUAGAUCCAUUUUACUAAUUUUUUUCGAUGAUGCUUUGUGUUGGAGUUCUUCAAUUUUGACAAAAAUUGCACAGUUCUUCAUUGAAUCAGUCAAAAUUUGAGUGUUUUUAGUUAACAUUGUCGAUUUCGCAUGUUUAAUCGGGUUUUGCUUUUGAUAAUGAUUAGAUUUUUUCCAAUUUUUGUAGUUAUAUUGCGUUUGAUUUUAAUUGUUUUGUACUGAAUUAGACCCAUUUUAAUGGUGUUCUUGUUGUUGUGAAUUGCACUGCCAAUGUUCGAACUUGAAUUGCAUGUUUGAUGUGAGGUGUUUUUCCCGUUUUUUUUAAUAGACCAGUGGUCGAUAGAUCGACCACUGCAUAUUUGUUUUUGCUACAUUUGUUCAUUUUUGUAAUAGACCAGUGGUCGAUAAAUCGACCACUACAGAUUCAUUUUUUGCUGUAGAGCAUAAAUGGUGAAAAGAGUUCAUAGAGGGGUUAAAAGGCCUGCUUCCACUGCUUCUACCAGCAGAAAGCAAAAAUCCGAAGAAGUUUUGAAAACUUCAAAGAGAAAAAAAACCGUAGUCGAUGAAUCGGAGUCGGAAACUGAAUCAAGAAUUCUUGCUGAUAUUUUCGAAUAUGACUAAAGUAGUUCACAUGAGAGUGAGGAUGCUGGAGAUAGAGAAGGUAAAAACGAGGGAGAAAGCGAAGAAGAAAGUGAAAGUAAUAGUGGGGACGGUGAGGAUAGGAGAGAGCAGAGAUGGGGAGGAGGAUCCCCUAUCCUUGUCAAUUUGUGCGAGAGAUAUCUCUGUUGAUUCGUACGACCUAACAACCUGGAUGGAUGAUCUUGGCUUUUUUCCUACAAAGAUUUCUGUGAGAGCAAGUAUGACUGUGUAUCAAGAGUUUAGACGGGUUCUUGUUGAACAAAAGUUGUAUUGUGAUUUUAAGAAAACAUGUUUCAGAAACUUGAGGCAUAUUCUGGAACAUUUUAAGUUUAAUGGACAUAUGGUUCAUUAUAUGUUGCUGCGACGUAUAAAAAAUAAAAAAAACUGCAUGAAAUUUGGUUUUGUGUGAACGGUAAGCCAGCUUGGUUCGGCUUAAAAAAAUUUGCUUUGAUUAUGGGGCUGAAUUGUUCAACAUAUCCCUGUGAAUCAAAAAUGAACAAAGUCCUUCAAAAUGGAGAAAGCUUUCAUUUUAAGGUGACGAGGAACAAGAGCAUUAUUGCUGCAAAGUUGAUUAGCCUGAUGAAAGGUAAUAGGCUGAAUAAUCAACAAAAGUUGAAGUGUUCUUUGGUUUGGUUUGUGCACGCGAUGCUACUGACAAAGGACCCGUCAAAGAAGGUGGAUUCGGACCACAUCAAGAUGACAGCUGAUUUAGAAUUCUUCCGGGGGUAUCCAUGGGGGAAAGAGUCCUUUGAGCUGACCUUGAGCUAUCUGAAAAAAGAAGACUGAUCUGACCAAGCAGAAAGAAGCUUUUGUCAAGAGGAAUAAUGCAUCGUACGCGUUAUUUGGCUUUCCCUGAGCAUUUUUGGUACUUAUAAUCAACCAACCUAUUGAUUUAUUAUAGACUCCUCCAUAUUUAUUGAGUAAUACAUAGACACUGUAGACUUACUUGCGCUUUUAUUGAUUGCAAGUUUGGAUAUAUGAGGCCUUUCCUUAUGUAGGAAGGUACGCCGACAAGUCGUUGGAUUCUCCCCUGUCCAUUCCUCAUCUUCUUCGAUGGCACACGUUGAAGUGCGACAACAUAAUGGAAGGCGACCCGUUUAAGUACAAAGAAAACAAGACAAAGAUUGUGCACCCCUACCUUACCCCUACUGUCCGUGAGAUGGAGCAUAGAUACAUGAAAAAUUUUAAGCCAUACACGGAUGAAGUUAAGAAUACAUCCAUCGAUGCGUUGAAGGCGCAGCUAAAAGGAAUAACUAUCCCGACUUUAUCAGCGGAGGUCAUGGACGAAGACGAGGAUUUGGGUGGUCACCAUUAUGUUCCAAGUCCACCACACGCUUGUGAUCAUGCUGGUUCAAGUGGACACAAAACUUCACCAAACGUUUCUAAUAAUGAUGACCUGCGCGAGCGCGUUGCCUUGCUCGAGAAAAGUCUACUGGAUAUUGCUUAUUUUUUAUUAGAGAUGAGAGGUUGUGAAGAAUCAAGAAGAAUAAGAAGAACCAACAAGAAGAAGUGCACCUCGACAACCCUCCUCUUAGCUGGCAUCAAGUAAACCUCUAAGAACUUCCAGUCGCAGUGACGAAUAUGGUUGCAGCAGAUGAAAAAGGUGAAAAAGAGAAGAAAAAAGAAGAAACAAAAGAGGAUAAUACAACAGAUGAAGAAAAAGAAGAAGAAAAAGAAAUAGAUGAUGAGAUGACAGCUGAAGCAGAAGAAGAAAACAGGGAGAAAAUAAAAGAAGAUGAUGAAAAAAAUAAGAAGAAGAAGAAGAAGACAAAAACAAGAAGGCAGUUGAAGAAGAACUAGUGGUCGAACAAGAGGUUGAAAACAUAGAAGAAGAGAAGAAAUCAG